GCAUCUUCGGGUACCGCGGCCCCGGUGCGGGCCGCCUCCCCCGCAGGCCCCGGCCUCCUAUGGGCGGUGCCGGCGCCCCGGCUCCUGCACGCCCGUCUCGCUCGGCGUUAGCAUGGGCACGGUGCUCUCCCUCUCCCCCGCCGCCUCCUCGGGCAAGGGCGGCGGCGGCGGCGGCGGGGGGCUGCUGGCCGACAAGGCGCCGGGAAGGGUGCCGGGCAAGGGCGAGAGCCGGCUGAAGCGCCCCGGCGUGCUCAUCUCGGCGCUCACUUGGAAGAGGCUGGUGGCCGCCUCGGCCAAGAAGAAGAAGAGCACCAAGAAGGUGACACCGAAGCCCGGCGGCGGGGCCCCGGGGGGGCCCCCGGGCCAGCCUGACCCGCUGGUGGUGCAGCGAAACCGCGAGAACUUGCGCAAGUCGGUGGUGGGGCCGGCCGACGGCGCCAAGCAGGGCCCGCUAGCCGUGCCGGUACCCACCGUGCCCUCGGCGCCGCAGGAGUUGCACCCGGGCUCCGGCGGGGGAAAGCCGCCGCCACCACCGCCGCCGGUCGGCGGCCGCCCCCCAGGGUCCCCGCGCCGCGUGGUGGUGCAGGCGUCCACCGGCGAGCUGCUGCGCUGCUUGGGGGACUUCGUGUGCCGCCGCUGCUACCGCCUGAAGGAGCUGAGCCCUGGCGAGCUUAUCUCCUGGUUCCGCAGCGUGGACCGCUCGCUGCUGCUGCAGGGCUGGCAGGACCAGGGCUUCAUCACCCCGGCCAACCUGGUGUUCGUCUACCUGCUGUGCCGGGAAGCGCUGCGGGGCGAAGACAUCGGGAGCCAGGCUGAGCUGCAGGCCGCCUUCCUCACCUGCCUCUAUCUUGCCUACUCCUACAUGGGCAACGAGAUCUCCUACCCGCUCAAGCCCUUCCUGGUGGAGGGCGACAAGGGGCGCUUCUGGGAGCGCUGCCUGGGCAUCAUCCAGCGCCUCAGCGCCAAGAUGCUGCGAAUCAACGCGGACCCGCACUACUUCACGCAACUCUUCCAGGACCUCAAGAGCGAGGGCGAGGGCGGAGACGGGUCCAAGCACUGGACGAUCAGCCUGGACCGCUAGGGAGGUACCAGGCCCCCGGGGCCGGAAGGGGCCGCGCACCGAGGGGCGGGGGAGGCGAAUUCCCCAUCUU
Neopelma chrysocephalum (saffron-crested tyrant-manakin) is the source of this 1151-nucleotide messenger RNA. It is a transcript of the gene CDK5R2, whose product is annotated as cyclin dependent kinase 5 regulatory subunit 2. The record is from RefSeq and is a predicted model, not a curated record. The coding region runs from base 113 to 1081 and encodes 322 amino acids. Gene Ontology annotation, molecular function: cyclin-dependent protein serine/threonine kinase activator activity; protein kinase binding. Gene Ontology annotation, cellular component: protein kinase 5 complex; cytoplasm. Lineage: Eukaryota; Metazoa; Chordata; Aves; Passeriformes; Pipridae. The transcript has a single exon. Gene Ontology annotation, biological process: positive regulation of cyclin-dependent protein serine/threonine kinase activity; brain development; activation of protein kinase activity.